AUGAAGGAUAAGAAGCAUCUUGAAGGAUUAGUGUUGAAAUGGGGUGGCGAUACAAGUGAUUCACAGAAGGAAAGAGAUUUAGUUGACAAGCUACAGCCUCAUGCAGGGGUGAAGUUUGUUAGCAUCGUCAACUAUGGGGGCACAAAAUUUCCACAUUGGUUAGAUAAACCUCAUUCAUUUCGUAACAUGGUGUCGUUAGAGCUUAGAAGGUGUGCAAAUUGUUAUCUGUUGCCGUCAAUUGGGCAACUACCCUCUUUAAAACAUCUAAGAAUUGAAGAGAUGAAAGAAAUAACGGAGGUUGGUCGGGAGUUCUAUGAGGAUGCCUCUUCUUUUUCUUUUUCUUCAAUCAAACCAUUUCAAUCUCUGGAGACACUAAGUUUUGAGAAAAUGUCAGAGUGGAAGGAAUGGCAUGCAUUAGAGGUUGGAGAGUUCUCUCGCCUUCUUGAGCUUUCUAUUGUUGAUUGUCCUAAGUUGAUCGGCGAAUUACCCAACCACUUCCCAUCUCUGAGGAAACUUGAAAUUUUUGAAUGUCAUGGGCUCGUUUCCAAUAAUGUCGGAUUGUUGGUGCAAGAUAUUUCAAACUUGACUGAAUUGCCACCGCAGUUUCAAAACCUAUCUUCUCUUCAGAAAUUGAAGAUUUCCAGGAUGCCAAACUUAAAGGAAUUGCCUCCUAAGUUGUGCAGAUUAAUAAAACUUGAAAGGUUGGAGAUAAAGAAAUGCCCUAGCCUCGUGUCAUUUCCGGACAUGGGAUUGUUGCCGAUGCUUAAGACUCUGGAGAUCGGUGAGUGUGAAGCUCUAUAG
Cornus florida is the source of this 801-nucleotide messenger RNA. RefSeq names its product putative disease resistance RPP13-like protein 1. The transcript is spliced from 2 exons. NCBI's taxonomy places the organism in Eukaryota, Viridiplantae, Streptophyta, Magnoliopsida, Cornales, Cornaceae. The coding region runs from base 1 to 801 and encodes 266 amino acids. The record is from RefSeq and is a predicted model, not a curated record.